AUGACGACAGAGUUCAGCAGGUCGGCGAUGCAGCCGCUGAACCGGGGGAAGACGAGCCCUCACAAGGAGGUGCACUGCCUUGUGUCGGCAGCCCGGUGGGUCGACAAAUACGUCUCCAAAGUGACCGGGGGCAACAACAGGUUGAGGAACCGACUGGCAGAGAAUCUGAGCGGGACGUGGGGAGUCUGGCUGGACAUCGCGAAUGCGAUUGCUAGCUUCACUUGUGUGGUUCUUUAUAUCCUCCAGACAUACCUGGAUACCUCAACGAGUGAAAGCGCGAUAAACAUGGUGAAUCAGAUAGAUUCGUACCAGACUAUGAUCAACUUCGUGUUCCUCGUCGAUUUCUGCAUCAACCUGUAUGCUGCGGAAGACAGGAAGCGCCAUCUUGAACAUCCCCUGGUCAUGAUAGACAUCAUCACCAUUUUCCCAGAAUUCAUCACCUUCUUGGUUGCCCUGGAUGACGAGUGGGAGGAUGUCUCAAAGAGAAUCCUGCAAGUUCUUCUCACCUUCUUCUCCAUUCUCCUCUGCUUCACAGGCGUGUACCUAGCCUUCGAGGCCCAGAGUGACGUGUGGGUUGAGCCUUUGCGGUUCCAUGAUUGCCUCUACUUCACCAUUGUCACCAUUGCCACCGUUGGCUACGGAGACUUCAGCCCAGUCACCCUUGCAGGGAAGAUCAUCUCUGCUGCCAUGAUCCUGUUUGCCCUCGUUGUGCUGGGAGAUCAGCCGGUGAUCCGAUGGGUCCGUUUGCAGAUCAACGAGUUGCUGAAGCUGAUCCACUCGACCUCUCCGUUCUCCCGGGCCGUGUACAAGUGCCGCAAGGCGUUCCAGCAUAUCGUGGUGUCGGGGGAUCUGUCGCAGGAGAGCGUCCGGGAGCUGCUAGUUGAACUUUUCCACGAGGACCAUGGCGUGAACAGCGUAUUUCACGUUGUCUUCCUGUCGCCAGAAGAGCCGUCCUUUACCCUUCAGAAGCUCCUGGGUAGCCCCGAGUACCUUCAGAACACCUUGUACGUCCAGGGUUCUCCUUUCGAUGAGCGGGAUCUCAACAGGGCCUGUGUAACAAAGGCUCUUGCCGUCCUCUUCCUCUGCGACAAGGAUUCCGUGGAGCCGAAGCUUAUGGAUCAACGAACGAUUUUCCGGGUCGUUGCAGUGAACCAGUACUUGACCAAGAUGAAGACAGAAGUGCCUAUCUUGUUUCAGCUGAUCAAGCCGGAGUCUGCUGCUAACUACAUCAACUCUUCCUUCCGCGUCCCCCUGAACCAGAUCGUCUGCAUAGAUGAGAUCAAGAUGCAUCUCCUUGCCAAGAACUGCAUCUGUCCCGGAGUGGCCACCCUCGUCUGCAACCUGAUCCGGACCUCUGACCAGAGGCGAUCUCGCACCAUGGACUCGUGGGAACAGGAGUAUGUUGUCGGGACCAACAAGGAAGUCUACAGGACCAAGUUGUCACCCAAGUUCGCCGGCAUGACUUUCGGGCAGAUUGCAAACCGGAUAUUCCAGGAAUGCGAGUGCAUCGCGUUUGCCAUCGAGAUCAUCGACGUCUUCGGCGAUCGCCGGGUGGUUCUCAACCCUUCGAGGUACGAGAUCCCUUCGGGCGUUCACUUCGUCUACGCCAUCGCCAACGACCUCUCGGAGGCCGACACCAUAACCUCCUUCGGUCUCGAACUCGUGCCCUCCGGCAGCCAGCCGGACCUCGCACUCUAUGAGUCCCCGAAGCCCGCCGACAGCAUCGGCAAUCAGAUCUCCUCCCUUCACCGCGAAAAGGCUGACGUCAAGUCGGGAGGAAGCGACGGGUCCGUCGGGAGGUGCGAGCCCAUGGCGGCUCGCUUGUCGCGCAUGAAGCAGGCGUUCAACAUCACGGAGCAGCCGAGGACGAAGGAGGAGAUGACUGUGGAGUCGGUGGAGAAGCUAGUCAAGGGUCACAUCCUAGUGUGCGGGGAGAUCGGCAGCGUCUACAACUUCAUCGAGACGCUGAGGUACAAGCACGUGACGCUGGCACCCAUUGUCAUCCUCUCCAACAAGCCUCUGUCGGAGGAGAUCUACAAGAAGAUCUGUUUCUUCCCCGAGGUCUUCUAUGUGUACGGUACCCCGAUGCAGCAGAAGGACCUGCUGAGGGCUGGAAUCCUUUCCCUCAACACGGCUGUGAUCUUCUCCUCCUCUACCGAUAAUUCCUCCCAGCAGAACGACGACUCGUCCCGCAGGCUCUUUGACGCCGACGCUAUCCUCAUCUUCCAGAGCAUCCGAAAGUGCCGACCGACCGCCAAGAUCACCUGCCAGCUCAAGUUCAAGGAGAACAUGAUGUUCUUCACAGAGUGCAUGGAGAACAGCGACGUUACCCUUAGCCCCUCCUUCGCCGCCGGCCAUGUCUUCAUCUCCACCAUGCUCGACCGGCUGCUCGUGCAGUCCUUCUACAACCCCAGCAUCAUCACCAUCCUCUACGAGCUCAUCGCCUCCUCCGGCUCCCUGAACGCCGAGUACGCCUCCAGCAUCGUACAUCCCUCCACCUUGUCCAGCGCCCCCGUCCCCCCCAACUUCGUCGGCAAGAAGUUCAAGGACUUGUUUCAGUACCUCAACUCCAAGAGGGGCAUGCUGGUCAUCGGGUUGUACAGGGUCAACCCGGUGGACAACGAGGCCCCUCUCCCCUACGUCGUCACUGCUCCUCCUCACAACACCAUCCUCAACAAAGACGACUCCAUGUUUCUCCUCUCCUCCCCCUUCGAGCCCUCUACUGCUCCCCGCGGCAUGCUGAGCUUGAAAGUGAUCGAGGCGGAGCUGAAGUGGAGCGAGGAGGCAAAGAAAAGCAAGGGACAGGUCGUCUGCUCCAUCGUCUGUCAGGGAGAGCAGUUCUUCUCCGACCCUUGCGUCAACCAGGCCAACCCUCACUUCAACUUCAAGUCCUCCUUCCAAAUCAUCGAGACUGAAGGAUCGGUCGAGCUCAGCGUCUUGGUCAAGUACAAGGAGGACAGAUUCUCCGAAUCUUCCGACAAGGCUCGUUCCACUCCUCGUCGUCAGGUCAUCUGCAAGACUGAGAUUCCCGUCCACUACCUCCUCACCUGCGCCAGCGAGCAUGAGGCCAAGACUGGGGUGAUCGGAGUCGACAGGAUCAGAAUCAAUUUCGCAUGGAACACGGUCGACGGAGGAAAAGUCAUUGACGAGUGGUGA
This is a messenger RNA of Guillardia theta CCMP2712, 3156 nucleotides long. RefSeq lists its product as hypothetical. The record is from RefSeq and is a predicted model, not a curated record. Lineage: Eukaryota; Cryptophyceae; Pyrenomonadales; Geminigeraceae. Gene Ontology annotation, cellular component: membrane. Gene Ontology annotation, biological process: potassium ion transport. The coding region runs from base 1 to 3156 and encodes 1051 amino acids. The transcript is spliced from 18 exons.